UGGCGGCGCUGACGCCAACGGCUCCAGUUCUGCCUCCUGUCCAGAGAGAAGAGAGAAACGCUCGGUGGCCUGACGACCGACGACUCGCUGUGGGCAGCGGCUCCUUCUCGGGGAUCGGUAAAGUCCCUGCGCGCGGGUGACAAGGGCCCGGGUCCCCUCCACACACGCAUGCCAGCCACGUACAUACGAAUAGGGGCCUGCGUUCUUUUCGACGGGGGCGGCUUCCCGAAGGCCCGUGGCCUGGUAUUUGGCCGCACGGUAUUUACUUUUGAGGCCUGCCCUCCUCUGGCCUCCCUCGGGCCCUGCUCUCAUUUACGCUCUCGCUCUGUGCUUUGUGUUGUUAAACGCCCUGUUCCGAAUCCCUCUACGAGGCUGUUUACUUCGUCGUGACAUUUUAUUUAUUUGUAAUCUGCCCUACCAAUUCGGCUCUCCCGCCCCCGCCGAAAGAUGUCUCUUCUGCUUCCUUUUGCUUUUUACCAUCGUGGUAUCCAUAUUACCACUAUGCUUUUGAUUUCUCUGCCCUUCCAGAGCCAAUGUUGUCAUCCUUUCCCUGCCCUUCAAGAUUUGUUUUUUAAAAAAACCUUUCUUUCUCCCCAUUCCCCAGAUCAUUGCGGGCAUCUAGGAAAGGUAGGAUUAACUGGCCUAACUCCAACGAUGAUAAAAGUAGGGCGAAGGAAAGGUACCAAGCUACGUGAUUUCCUGGAACCACCCCCGCCCAACAUCCUAAUCUGAGAAUUUAAAACCUUGGCAUUUUUAUUUCCAGUAGCAGUGAUGCGAUAGUACUCGCUAGCGUUGCAUUCAGUAGCACCGCAAACGUAGCAAAAUAAGGAGCUAGAAUAAUUCUGGUUGUCUCUUGUGGUUGACAUGGGUUCUCUCACUUUAGGAACCCAUCCAGAAAACAAUUAAAACAAGAUUUUAAAAACAAAUUGCCAUUUCUUAAUACACAGAAAUAUAUUGUCUAUUACAGCAUUCAGCUGAAGGCAUUUUAUGUUCAUUUCCAAAACAGGUAGUCCUCAUUGGUGCUUGCUGCACUUAAAAGAUUGAACUGUACACCUAGCAUGUGUUGAUUAAUAUCUUAGAAAAAUAAAUUUUGAACCUAAUACUAAAAUAUUAUGGAAAACAGAACUGAUGCUGUCUGAUGCUUAGGCUGGAUAAAGAUUACUAUUUUAGUGAAGCCAGGGAUGGCCUUUGUUGCAGGAAAUACAAAGUAUUUCUAGUAAAUUACCUAGGCAGCAAUUCCAGUGAUAAAUUAGGUGGUGGUUCUUCCCACUGCAGAUCUGUUGCUUCUUAAAAUAUGUAUUCAUACAACUGAGGAAAGAGAAAGUUAAUUAAUUUUAUAUUAGAGUGAAUUUAGGCACAAUGGGCUUUCUAAUAUAUAACCUUUUUCUAAUAUAUAAUCUUUGUACAUCGGAUGCAGAAUGUCUUUUUCCCCAGUCUUCCUAAUGGGAGAAGGUGGAGUAUAUUUAAGUGGUGACGAAUCUAUGGUGGUGUCCCAGUGCAUAAUCUGGCACAGAAGGCAGUGUGAGAGGGACAGAGCUGCUUGCUAAAACUAUUGGGAAGGAUUAGUUUAAGAAUAAGAGCAGCUACACAGUUUAUGCAGCACUUGUGUUUGCUGCAGGUAGUCCUUGUUUCCUGCAGCAAAUGUGUAAAGUGUGAUCAAUAGACACACCUGAGCUGCAGCUCCUUGAUGCACAUGUUCAGGUGUUUAAGGACAGAAGCAUCAGUGUACCUGCAGCAAACACAAUUGUGAGACAAACUGUUGAGCUGCUGUAAAGAAAAGCCAAGUCACAAAAUACUAGUCCUGCAUAGUCAUUUUGUUAAAGACCUGAGGCUUACAAAUGCACCUACUUCUACACAUGCUUCGUUUGUUGCAAGAGAGACCUUGCUUAUAAAGAGCAAUACAGUCAAACAAGUUGUCUCGCCUGAUUUUAGAGCAAAGAUGCUCAUUGUCGACAUAUAUUCCAUAGUAGAUCUGUAUGUAAGAAAAAGUGUUAGCUGUGGCAAGACAGGCACUAAUGAUGGUGCUAUAUAAAUAAUAAUAAUAAUAAUAAUAAUAAUAAUAAUAAUAAUAAUCAAUACUUCAGUAGUAUCUCCAAGCAGAGCAUGCUAUUUAUUUGGCUGUGGCAAUAGGCAAAAUGAAUAAUCUUGGGGAUGAUGACUUUGGCCUUUCAUCCAUCUUCCUGGACAGUAGAACACAGUAGCAGCUUGGAUACAUUCCCAAUAUGUCUAUUCCAGAGGGGUAGCUGCAUUAGUAUGCUUCAACAAAAACAACAGGGUCUUGUGGCAUUUUAAAGACUAGAAAAUAUAUUAUUGCAAAGGCUUUUGUGAGCCAGAGCCAAUUCGUCCGAUAUUCAUAUUAAGAGAGAUGGUGUGGAAGAGUAACUGGACUAGCUUUCUAGCAUCACCAAGAGGAAGAAAAAAAUUGGAUAUGAAAGAAUUCUACCCAGGAAAACCAGAACUGUUUUAUAUGAAUUGGCCAUGGAGAAAACACAACUUACUUACAGAGGACAAUAUUGACCACAUCCAUAUGCCAGGAAUUGGGGAAAAGACAUCUGUAUGAAACUUUUUCUACACUGACCCCCAAAUACCUAUUGACUUGAAACCUGCUUUUUUAAAGAUAGCAUCCCUAAAGGGUGGUGAAGGACUUGUUUUUGUUCCUACGUUGACAAUGAUCCACAUAUCUGUUUUUCUGUAGUCCACAUAUUUUCAUUGGGAUCUGACUAUCAAAACUGAAUGGAGCAGUAUUUUUGAGGAAAAAAUGAAGUUCCAGUUAUGGCUUGACAUUGCAGAACUUAAAGAAUGUAGUGCCAGUCCCCCAGUUUUAUCUCUACUUUUAUAUGUUGGAAGAAACCCUGUAAGCUCCAUUCUUUUUCCUAUGUCUGGCGUGCAUCAUUGAGAGAAGAUUGCUGAAAGAAACUGAACUUGUCAAAUAUAUAGUUGAAAAUGUGCAACUCAUUUUUUUAAUGUUUCAUAUCAUUUUUCCGCACAGUGACAUUGCCUGUUUGUACAGUGUUGAGAAGAAAAGUUUUGUUUGGCUUUGGGGAAAGCUGUAAGGGAACAAAAGUUCAUUUAGCUUUCACAUACAAUCCACCCAUGGAGUUGCUAAUAGUUAUAGUGUAUUCUGCAUUAUUUUUUAAAAAGCACCUUCCUUGUCUACCUCAGAUAGUUUUAGUUCAGCAGUUAGUAUUUUGUAAGAAUUAGCAACAGUUGGCAUGUGGCUUUUCCUCAGUACUCCCCCCUCUUCAUUGUUUCUAAGGAUAGAGUUGAACUGUGUGCAAUAAGAGGCCCCAAACUUAUCCAUGCACCAUGGUUAAUGUUUAAAUGAGCAAUCCAGGACAACUCCUGAGCACAAAAGCACUAAGAAUAUGUUAGUAGAUGCUAGAGCAGUUAGAUUUUAACUGACUCACUGAAAUGGUGACUAUCAAAUAUUUGGGGAGCUACAGCUUCUUAACCACCUUUCACAUCUGUAUUUAAAGGAAUAGAGAACUUCUCUGUGAAUAUCCAGUCUUUAAAUGCUGUAGGAACUUUUAAACAAUCUAAAAAGCAAUGCAGGAGUGGCUUGGACUUGUGAUGGUUCAUGUGUAUGAGACAUCGUUGAACCAUUUGAGAAGGCUGCAAUCUGAGUCAAGUGCCACUAUUGGUCCAUCAACUCUGAUCUUACAGAACAUGCAGAGAAGGAUUAUUGAAUCCAUCUGCUACAACAAUAACUAGAGCAUUUCAAAAAGCAGUUUUUGCUAGUCAAAUAAAGUGACUGAUACAGUGUGACACAGUUGGAAGAAAGGGAUUAGAAUUUGGCAGACCAUUCAGUUUACAUUUGCCAGAGUAGCAAUGCAUUUUCCUCAAAAGUUAACUGAUAAUUACUUGACUCUAAAAGCUGAACACGAAACUUCCUGGGUUCACCGAGAUUACCAAUAUCAUCUUGAGAAACUAAUUGGCUUUCAAAUACAAUUCCGACUAUCAGAGUACACCAGAGUUACUCCAUUAUUUUUGCAGGAGAAGAUGGAAGAAUCAUUCUUUCCAUUUUCUUAAUUACUUGUUUUAAACAGUUAAGGUGUUCACCUAGUAAAGAAAAGAGAUAAUCAAUUCUUGGCUUCAUCUACAUCGCAAUAUUAAAUGAAGUAAAUAAUGACCUGUUAUCAAAGCUUACACUUAAGUAUACACUUAAACCAUGGCAGAUAAUAAGCAAAAUAUUUUAUAACGUUUGUUUAAAUUGAAGGUUGCAAUUUAAUAAACCAAACAUACUAUGUCAUAUAUUAGUUAUGGUAGUACGUACAAUAAUAUACCUCUUAUAUAAGAGAUAUCUUCUGUAUGUAUUUACAAAAAGGAAAUACCUUAAGUUCAUUUGCUUCUUAAUUUUUUCCAACUGGGAGACAUAAAGCAGUAUUGUUAAAUUGAUUUUUAAAGUGAUUCAUUAAUCCAUAAUUCCCCAGAACUAUAUUUUGGUUGAUAAUGUGGAGUAAUAGUGAAUUAUAUGAUGAUGUGAAUUUGACAGAAUAUUUCUCCUAAAUGCAGAUUAAACCUUCUGGAGCACUAUUAUAAUUUAGUGCAAGCAAAUCAAGCUUAAUUCCAGGGGGGGAAAAACUGGGGAGGGGAGAGAGAAACAUAUAACAAAAGUAAGUUGCUGUAAAUAGCAGAUUUUAAAAAAAAUUAUAAAUCCUGAUUUAACAUGGGUGACUAAAGUUUAAAAAAAGCAGACCAAACUUCUCUCUAUUAGAAUUGGCAAAAUACAAUACCAAAAACUAUUAAAAAUAUUCAAGUAUUUAUGUGAGUAAAAGGUUCCAACCUUUUAUUCUUUAAUUGCAGGAAAUUACAUAUAUUCAAAAUAAAAUUUAAAAGAGUAAUCAGUGUUCUUGCAAUUAACACUUUUUUUAAAUCAUGUUGUGGCUGAAGAGACAUCAGUUUCUAGGAUAUUGGCCCUGCAACAUUCUUUCAACUUUUAUCACUGAAAUCCAGUGACUAAUGGUGCAUCUUUGCAGGGAUGUUUGUGGUAGCAGAGCAAAAGAAAGCACUGAAGAAAAGAAAUUGAACAUUUUAAAAUCAAAAUUAAAGUAUUAAAUUUCCUUGAUUUUAUGCAGCCAAGCCUGUUGCUUUUUCAGGUGUUGUAUCAUGCAGUUACUUUCUGCAUAAAAUUGAUUGCAAUCCAAUUUGUCUAAAAAUAGUUCUUAAACUUGUGACUAUAUACAUCAUGUGUGUACCUUGUUUCUAGGAGUAUGUGCAACAUGCAUGUAUCUGUUUGUGCUCAUACAUGUGUGGUAAACAAUUGGCUUAAAAAUACGUUUGUAUGGAAAAUUAACUACUCUAUUUUGAGUUUCCCAAAUUUGACUUUUCAUUUGUAACAUAGCCUUUUGCUACCAUGCUUCUAUAUACAUUGUUACAUGUAUAAACACAUACAGUAUGUAAGAAAGGAUACAUAUGUGAAUAUGCAUAUCAAAGUUUAUACAUAGAAGUAUUUUUUUUAACUAUGCAGUUAAUAAAGAUCGGGGAAGAUUUUUCCUUUUUUCCAAUAGGUGAAGAGAUCUUGAAGACCAGAAAUUGAAACAUUAUGUUUUAAAUUAAUAAAAAAAAAAAAGUUAAAUUGUCCGGCUGUAGAAGACGGAUCUUCUUCUUUGCAGCUGAUUUGAAACACAAGUUCAUCUUUAAAUGAACUGUUUAUUUUGAAGAGGCAAUUAACCUUCACUAUCUCCAGUCUUCCUGACCAAUCAAAUGGACAUGCUUUCUCCAGUAGUUGUAAAUCACCCUCUGUCUGAAUUUUGAAUGAGGAUGAGAUGUGUUUCCUUGGCAAUGUGAGGAAGAAAAGUCUUUCUAUCCCAUUAUUAUCAAUUCAUGGAUUGAGUGUUGAUUCGACCUACAGGAGAAAAAUAACUGGAAGUCUUUGAAGAUAGUUACUUGCUGAACUUACCAAGAUUAUAUUUAAAGAAGAUACCAUUAAUAGAGCCUAUAGAAGAUUGCACCGUUUCAAAUCAAGCUGUGCCCAGCCAUCACGGAGAGAAUUCAGCCAUUGGUCUCUCCACCAUAAGCUUGCAGUAAAGAUUCAGUCCAAGAUGUCUAAUCAAGGAGAUGAUUGUUACUUUUAUUUCUACUCCACAUGUACCAAGGGGGACAGUUGCCCCUUCCGUCACUGUGAAGCUGCCCUGGGGAAUGAAACUGUCUGUGUGCUCUGGCAGGAGGGGCGAUGCUUCAGGAGUAUUUGCCGGUUUAGACACAUGGAGAUUGAUAAAAAGCGCAGUGAGAUUCCAUGCUACUGGGAGAAUCAGCCUGUGGGCUGUCAGAAGUUGAACUGUGCAUUCCAUCACAACAAAGGACGUUUUGUCGAUGGGCUUUUCUUACCUCCAAGCAAGACUGUUCUUUCAAAUGUGACUGAGUCCACAGAAGAAGAGAUGAAGGCUACACAGAUCUCACUGCAGCAGAAUAAGCUUUCUGUUCAGUCUAAUCCAUCCCCUCAGCUGCGUGGGGUAAUGAAGGUGGAAAAUUCUGAAAAUGUACCCAGCCCCACUCAUCCACCAGUUGUUAUCAAUGCUGCAGAUGAUGAUGAAGAUGAUGAUGAUCAAUUAUCCGAAGAAGGUGAUGAAUCUAAAAUGCCUAUUCAGCAACCCUCUGGAGAGGUUCCUAAUGGAUUGCGGGUAAUUUCUACUCGGAAAACAGUGACUAGCACAAAGCAAGAUAAAGAUAAUAGUUUGAAUUUUGGGAUUAAAACCCUUGAAGAAAUCAAGUCAAAGAAAAUGAAGGAAAAAUCAAAGCAACAAUGUGACAUUCCCUCUGAAGUCACUGCUCAAAUCCAGACUCAUCCAGGCCCAGAGAAAGAAAAUGUACGGACUGUGGUCAGAACUGUAACUCUAUCUACAAAGCAAGGUGAGGAGCCUCGGAUUCGAUUGUCUCUUGCAGAGAGACUGGGAAAACGGAAGCCUCCCAUAGAAGUUGCUGAGAGUGGCCUUCCCUUAAAACGUAGCCUUGCUGAAAGACUGGGAAAGAAAAUGGAUUCCCUGGAGAAUGCAGACAAAACAGUGAAGAAAGUACAAGUUCCCAAGUCUCUUAAAGAGAGACUAGGAUUACCAUCUGAGCAGAACAAUAUGGAAAAAGAGAAUGCUGCCAAAACAGCAGGUGACAUCCACGUGAAAACACUGGAAGAAAUCCGUUUGGAGAAGACUAGCCAAAGAAAGGGAGAAACUCAGUCCAAGCUCAGGGUUGAAAUAGUUUGUACCACAGAUGAUCCCAAUCCAGUGACAAAGCCAUCUCCUUCAAUCAGAAUCAAAACCUUUUCUGAAGUCCUGGCUGAGAAAAAACAGAGGCAAAUGGAAGAGGAACGGAUAAAAGCUGAAAAAGAGAGCAUUACCAAACCAAAGCAUGAGUGUGAGCCUCAGAAGCAGGGCUCUCUGGUUUUGGCUCUGUCAAGCAGAAGAAAACUAGAGGAGCCUUCUGGCAAAGCCAGGGACUUUGGAGAGGUGCGCAUCAAAACUCUGGAGGAAAUCAAGCAGGAGAAAGCUCUCCGAAUGCAGCAAAGUGCAGACAGCACCUCAAAGACACAGGUGCAACCCGAGCGAAGUCCAGUUGGGAGGAGACUGCUGUGCAUUACAAAGCCAGCUGCAGCAGCCCCUGGAAGGGAAGAAAAAACAUCCCUGGAGCUGAAGUCUUCUCCAAGAACUUCCACAGCAGAUGCUACUGUGAAGCCUUUGAAUGACAGUGUGAGCAAUUCACAUUCUAAGGUGUAUGUGAAGAGCUUAGAAGAGAUAAAAAAAGAGAAACAACGGCUAAAACAACAGCAAGAAAAGAAACCCCAUGAAGAACAAUUAGCUAUGCCACUUUCUGGGGAAGAAAUGGCAGAAGGGAAGGCCCCAGUCACUACAAAUCCUGAAUCCCCUGGGAUAACAGGGAAAAGUCAUCCACUUACAAAGAAGUUAUUGGUGAGAUCCCAGGAAGUAGCACCAGAGAACUUGGGAUCAGAGGAGUUGAGACUCUCCGUUCAGUCUCUGGAACGAAGGGCUAAAGCUAAACCCAAGAUGAAUGUGAAACCAUCCGGAAUGAAACCUUUGUCUCCAGCAAAGCGGGCAUUGAAGCGUAAAUCAUCAGAAAGCCAUCCCUCUGUCGCAGCAGUGAAGCCUCUGAGCCCCAUCCCAAGCACAGAAAAGAAAGAGCUCCCACCUGAAAAUCCAGCUCUGGCAAGUGAUCCAGUCCUUCCAAGGGACACUGUAGCCUUAAUUCCUGAGAGAGUAUCUUCCAACAGUUCUGAGCUGCAAAUGGAUAACCAGGUGGCCUCCACGUUGCCAGCAGAGAUAGCAAGCCCAACCUCUUCUCAUGCAGCAGUGAAGACACGCAGACUGAGUUCAACAGGAGCUGGGAAGACACCCUCCUCGGUUGAAGACGACUUUGAAAAGCUAAUUUGGGAAAUCUCAGGAGGCAAAUUGGAAGCUGAGAUUGAUUUAGACCCAGGAAAAGAUGAGGAUGACCUCCUGCUUGAACUUUCUGAAAUGAUUGACAGUUGAUUUUUCCAUAUAGUUUCUUUUUGAGAGAAAAUCAAAGCUAUAUCUUUUGUUGGAUAACCAAGAUUACCCCUUUCUAGCUGAGGAGUUAUGACAAGUCUUAAAGCACAUUUGAACUGGUUGAAGAAGCUGGCUGCAUUAGAUUGUCCUGAAUUGCCCUGCUGGUCAGAGAGAUGUCCCUAUAUGACAGUCCUGUUACUAUUCUGCCCACUUUAAAGACUUGGAGAACAAAACCAUGAACAUUUCAACUAAGAAAAAUCUGAGACCGUUCAUAAUCCCACAGAGUGCACUUGUUCCAUCAACUCAAUGAUCUUCAUGAAGAUUUUUACUGAACUGUUUUCCGGCUAUGUGGCAAAGUUCAGUGUCCAUGUAUUUCAGAGUUUUCCCUUGCUUUGUGAUUUUUAAAGGGUAAUUUCUAUGUUCUUGAGUUACUAUGUCAACUCUGAGUUAUGUAAUUAUUUUUUAAUUUGAUUCUAGAUUAGCAGUACGGUUUAAAAUGUAGAGGAGGGGAGAAGUAAUGCUCUUGGACCAAACAUGCUGCCACAGUGCAGGUGGGGCCUUAGUCCCUCUUAAUGUUGAAGACGAUGCAAUAUGUUCAGAGAGAAUAUUGAACAGCCUGCUUUAUCCUCUGCCCAAUCAUUCUGUAUCAUCUUGAGGGGUUUCCACUAGCAAGCAUAAACUCAUGGGGCAGAAGUUAAGAAAUCCCCUUCGGAUUAUUGUAUCCAUUCAGCAAAUAAUAAUUAAAAACAUGCCCUAAAAGGGUAUGCAAAGUUAUUCUCAGGUUCUUCUUUUCUUUUCCUAAACUGAGAAAAUGAUGGCCCACUCUGCUGGCAUUGCAUGGGUCAUCAGAAGCAAAGCUUUGGAAAGCUGUCCUCUGGCAGAUAAAGUAGUUGGAGGGCUUGUUCCUGUGUAUGCAAUCUGCCCUGCCAAAUCUGUAGAGUUCUCAGCUGUGGUGUAAUUGCCCACCCGUGAACUUCCUUUGGCAUCCAUCUUCAGCACUCUGGCCCACACAUUAGGAUUUUCCAAAAAACCUGCAGUGGGCCUUUGGAGACUUGGGUGUAUUGUGUAUCAUACCAUUCUUGAUAUUGUUCUUGUUCAUUCUUCACUCCAUAUUUUAUAAUCACUUCUUCCUUAUUCUUUUUACCGCUACUUUUAAUUAGUCAACUCCUGCUACUUACACCUCUAAAAGUGUAGGAAUGGUGCAGGAUAUGUUUCUGGUUGUGUUCCUAGCAAGAAAAAAAAAAUGUUGCUUGAUUCUAAUGUAAAUACAGUUGAUUUAACGGGAAAAACCUAUGCUUUGCAUAUUCAGUUUGAAGUAUUGCCUCAAGAAAGAAAAGUUGAAAAGAGACAUUAAAAAAUAAUAAUUAAGAAUUGCCAUCUUGAACGAAUUGCUAGUUUAUGUAUUGCUCCAAAGAAGUUGGAAAACAAUGCCCUUCAAUAUAUUGGAGAAUCAAUAAAACUUCUGGCUGAUUGUGAAUGAAAAGUAACAGACAUUUGAGACUGUGAAUAACUUUUCUAUGUUGUUUGCAAGAGUUCCUGACUGCUUAAGCAGGAUGUUCCGUUUACAGUCAGGUUUUUUCAUUUUUUUUCUCCUGUCGAAGAAAAUUCCUCUCUGGGUUUUUACAUACUCCAUUAUGUUUUGAACAUCUUAGUCUUUCAUUUUCUAUUUAAAUCACUGUAUCUGAAUCAGACAUGUUUACCAUUGCAAGUGUUUGUGUUUUAAAUAAAGCUAAUGUAAGAAA
Molecule: messenger RNA, 10216 nt
Organism: Elgaria multicarinata webbii
Lineage: Eukaryota; Metazoa; Chordata; Lepidosauria; Squamata; Anguidae
Gene: ZC3H11A
Product: zinc finger CCCH-type containing 11A
Exons: 18
Coding region: 6042-8477 (811 amino acids)
Biological process (GO): poly(A)+ mRNA export from nucleus
Molecular function (GO): metal ion binding
Source: RefSeq, a predicted model, not a curated record